AUGGGAUACAAAUUUCUACAGAUUAAACAAACUUCUAAAUUAAAUAUACUCUAAAUCAGAAAAUUAUAUAUAUUGCUAAUGGGUAGAUUUUAAGAAUGGAAGAUUACUAACUAAAGUUAAUUAUUUAGAGAUAGAUAUAAUAAAAAAUUUAGAAUAAGUCAAGCAUCUUUAAUGGAUAGGGAAUUAUGGAGAGUAAAAUAAGAAAGUUGGUCUAUGGAGUGCUUAAAGGAAGGAAUAACUUCUAAAGGAUGUAGGUGGUUAGUAUAGAAAAAUAAAUAAAUUUUUUAAUGAAAAAAUAAUUCCUCUGAAAAGGGAUAAAAGUAAGGAUUUUUGGAAAGAUUUGAGUAAUUUAUAUAUAUUUUUAAUUUAUAGUGAAGCACAAGCAUAUGAGAUUGGAGAUUACAACAAAAGACAGAGAAGAGGAAAAUUGGCUUAUUUCAUUUAAGAUAUAGAGAUGUAUUUAUACUGUUUUAUAUAUUUAGUGGUGGUGGUUAGUAAAAUGAUUUUGGAAAAAAAAUUGGAAAAUGGGUAGAUUUGAGCGAUACAUUUUGGAAGUAAUAGACACAAAACUUAUUAUAGAGAAAAUUAAGUUUUAUAUUUUGGUGAAUAUAACAAUAGGAUAAAGGUUGGUGCAUGGAACAUUCUUUCUGAUGUCUAAUAAAUGUAAAAUAUAAAACUAUUAUAUUUUUCCUUAUAAAAUUCUUAGUGAAGGAGGAUCAUAUGAAGAUUUUGAAAAGGGUGAAAAGAAGAUUGGAAAAUGGAUUGAUUUAAGCGAAUUUUUUGAUUAGUAAGUGCUGAUUUGA
Paramecium sonneborni is the source of this 803-nucleotide messenger RNA. The record is from the annotation of a GenBank genome assembly. NCBI's taxonomy places the organism in Eukaryota, Ciliophora, Oligohymenophorea, Peniculida, Parameciidae.